This is a messenger RNA of Acanthosepion pharaonis, 2409 nucleotides long. The record is from the annotation of a GenBank genome assembly. NCBI's taxonomy places the organism in Eukaryota, Metazoa, Mollusca, Cephalopoda, Sepiida, Sepiidae.
AUGUUUCACUUCAAAAUCCAUCAUCUACAUUUCUACCGUAUAUUAUCUUCCCAGGUUUUUCACUAUAUCUUUUUCUUUCUUUCUUUCUUUCUUUCUUUCUUUCUUUUUUCUCAUUUUUUUCUUUUUCUCGUAUCUUUCCCACUUACAUCAUGCCUUUGCCAUCGUCAUUUGCGCAAUAAUAUUUUAUCCAUUUUAGUUGUAAUUUACUGUUACUCCAUUUCAUUCAUUAUUUCAUUCUUCUUCUUCUUCUUCUUCUUCUCCUCCUCCUCCUUCUUCUUCUUUCUCUCCUCCUCCUCCUUCUUCUUCUUCUUCUUCUUCUCCUCCUCCUCCUCCUCCUCCUUCUUCUUCUUCUUCUUCUUCUUCUCCUCCUCCUCCUCCUUCUUCUUCUUCUUCUUCUUCUUCUUGCUCUGUUUUAUUAUUCUUGCUCUUCUUUUUCUUCACCUUCUUCUCCAUGCUCUGCUUCUCGCUCUUCUUCUUGCUCUUCUUCUUGCUCUUCUUCUUUCUCUUUCUUCUUCUUUCCUUUCUGGCUCUCUUCUUUUUCUUCUUGCUCUACUUCUUCUUUUUCUUUUUUUCUUGCUCUUAUUAGUCAUUUUUCUUCUUCUUGAUCUUCUUUUUCUUCUUUCCUCUUUGGCUCUCUUCUUUUUCUUCUUUUCUCUCUUGCUCUACUUCUUCUUUUUCUUCUUCUUCUUCUUCCUUUUCUUUGUUUUCUUCUUCUUUCUCUUCUUUUUAUUCUUCUUUUUUUCUCCGCUCUUCUUCAUCUUUUUCUUUUUUCUUCUUCUUGAUCAUGUUGUUUUUCUUUUUCACUUGCUCUCUUCUUUUUUCCCUUCUUCUUGCUCGUCUUCUACUUCUUCUUUUUCUUCUUUCCUCCUGCUCUUCUUUUUCUUUUUCUUGAUCUUAUUAUUAUCUUAUUAUUUUCUUUAUCUUCUUCUUUCCUCUCUUGGUAUUCUUCUUUUUCUUCUUCUUUUACUCCUUCUUCUCAAUGCUAACUUUUUUGUCAUGGUCUCUAUCCCUUCAUCUUUGUUUUUUCGUUUCUCUUUCUCAUUUCUUCAUUACUUUCUCUUCCCUUUUCUUUCUUGCUUCCUUCUUUUCUCUUUCUUUCUUUCGUUCAUUUAUUUAUUUCCUUUAGUGUUUAUAUUUUCUUUCUUUCGAACUCUUUCUUGUUUCUUUCUUUCUUUGUUUAUAUCUAUUUUUUCUUUAUCUGUAUAUCUAUGUCAUUUCAUGUUUCUUUCUUUCUUUCUUUCUUUCUUUCUUUCUCCUUUUCUUUCUUUCUUUCUUUCUUUCUUUCUUUCUUUCUCCUUUUCAUUUUAUUUAUGCCUCUUUGUCCCUUUCCCUCUUCCUUUCUUUUACUUGAUAUCUAACUUUUUCUUUAUCGGCAACCUUUUGUCAUUCUUUGUUUUUCCUCUUUUUUUCUGUCUUUCUCUCUUUACCUUCUUUCAUUUUCUUUCUUUCUUUGUCUCGCCCAGUCUUCAAUUCAAAAUAAUUUUCCCAUUGAUAUUUGUUGUUAUAACUUUCCGUUUUCCCAUUUUGAUCUCUUUGUCUAACUCUUUCUUUCUUUCUUUCUUUCUUUCUUUCUUUCUUACAGGGCCUCUUUUACCUUUUCAUUCUUCGCUUUCUGAUUGUUCCCCUUACAAUAUUGGUGCCGAUUAUCGAUUAUCAACGCCAGAUCAAUGUCAUUUAAGACGUUUCUUUCUUUCUUUCUUUCUUUCUUUCUUUCUUUCUUUCAUUCUAGACUUAUUUUUCUUUUUUCUUUCUUUCUUUCUUUCUUUCUUUCAUUCUAGACUUAUUUUUCUUUUUUCUGUCUUUCUUUCACUUAUUUUUCUUUUUUCUGUCUGUCUUUCUUUCUUUCUUUCUAGACUUAACUUUCUUUCUUUCUUUCUUUCUUUCUUUCUUUUUUUUCUAGACUUAUCUUUUUUUUUUUUCUUUUCUUUUUUCUUUCUUUCUUUCAUUCUAGACUAUAUUUUUUUUUUUCUGUCUUUCUUUCUUUCUUUCUUUCUUUCUUUCUUUCUUUCUUUCUUUCUAGACUUAUCUUUCUUCUUUCUUUCUUUCUUUCUUUCUUUCUUUCUAGACUUAUCUUUCUUUUUUUUUUUUUUCAUUCUUUCUUUCUUUCAUUCUAGACUUAUUUUUCUUUUUUCUGUCUACUUAUUUUUCUUUUUUCUGUCUUUCUUUCUUUCUUUUUUUCUUUCUUUCAUUCUAGACUUAUUUUUCUUUCUUUCUUUCUUUCUUUCUUUCUUUCUUUCUUUUACACGUACAGGUUCGCCUGGUCUCCAUCCGAUGACAUCCUGUUGUCUAUCUAUCUAUCUAUCUAUCUAUCUAUCUAUCUAUCUAUCUAUCUAUCUAUCUAAAUCUGUUCAUAUGUAUCUCAGCGUGUUCAUAUCUAUCUAUCUAUCUGUGGGAGUUGCUAAAAACUGA